Caenorhabditis elegans is the source of this 2402-nucleotide messenger RNA. Its product is annotated as Movement protein. NCBI's taxonomy places the organism in Eukaryota, Metazoa, Nematoda, Chromadorea, Rhabditida, Rhabditidae. The record is from RefSeq and is marked reviewed.
AUAAUGUCGGGAACAAAAGUUCCCUCUUUACCGAAGGGCAAAGAAAAACCGUGUGUGGUUACUUUUGCCACACAAAGUGAUCGAUCUAACGAACCGCCACCACAACCGAGAGUAAGGAAAGUGACAACAAUCAUCAAUACAUUAGGAGUUGUCGUUCGAAACACAACAACAGAAAUUGGAGUUUGGGUGUUCACUUCCUGUGUAGAAGUCUCUUUUCCAAGAUCAAAUUCACCGAUAUUCUCAAAUUUCACAUUGGGCACUUGGAUGAUUGUUGGUUUAUAUCCUGACGCGACGGUUGCUUCAUGUUCACCAUGGCCUUUGAUUCUCAAAGCUUACGAGAUGAGUGUAUCAUAUGGAACUGUAUUUAUGAAACGAAAGGCUUCAGAACUUUGUCAUGAAAAGACGGUUUUGUAUAGUGAAGUGGUCGUCCCGCUUGUGAAUCCAUAUAGCAACAUGUCAUAUUUCGAACGCGAUCCUCAUCUCACGGCGGAGCUGUACAUGAUUCCUGGAUUUGGCCGUGUGCUCGGAUCCAGCGCUUAUCGGCAGUACUUAGAGGACAAUAGAGAUAACGUUUCCUUCAUAGUUCAGUAUUGUGGAGGAUCAUUACGCGGUUGCAGUUGGAUAAUGUCGGUGGUUGAUGGAAAAGCUCAGACCGAUGGCGAGUUCAGUGACAAAGAUCUCAGAGAAAUUGCUGAGUUCAUUCGUGAAAGACACAACAAAGAGAAUGAAUCACCCCCUUUGCCGUCUAACUCUAUCGCUCGUCACGCCGGAUUCGUAACAGAAGUGUUCCCACAAAAAAAUUAUCUUUAUUGUUGGUCACCACAGGUUUCCUUGGAAGCAGAUCAUACGGCGAAAUUUCCGCAGCCACCAAAACAUAGAGAAGUAGACAGUCCAAUGUUGUCUCCGCUAGUAGGCCAAUGGAUCCAAUUUGAUGUGCAGUCAAAAGAUUUGGAUAAGUAUAUGAGCACGAGAUCUGGAUAUCGAUUGAGCAUUCAAGAAUAUUUACCCAUCAACAGUCCGUGUGGCGUCGGUGUUGUUCAAUGUGGUAAAAUUGUUCGAGUCAUGAUUUCAUGUAUUUUGGUGAAAAGCACCGAUCAUCCGAUGUUGUUCGAAUUACAAAUGUUUGGACCUGUCAUCGAUAAAAAAUCGUCUUUAAUUUCGGGAGCGUUCAUGCAGAUAGUCCUGGAGAAGACAUCAUCGAGAAUCCGUAGAAUGAGUGGAGUUUGCUGGAGAGUAAUCUAUUCGCUCAUUGUGAGCGGCGCUGAAAAUAUGGUGGAAAAUUCGCAGAGCGUGCGAAUCGAGGCAAUUUCCCAACGAGACGCCAUGGAGACUUCUCACAUCAUUCCUAUAGAAAAGCCCUCUAAUUCAGGAACUAUUACAAACAAUACUGGAGUGACUACAUUGAAGUAUCAACAGCCCCAUCAAAAUCCCCAUUAUCAGGAGCAGCGUCGAGAUUAUUACAUGGGAAACAACAUUCAAAUUCAAACAGCAUAUAAUUCCACACAACUUCGGAAGUACCAACCGAAACCGAAGAAAUUCUCGUCAUAUACCGGAGAAUCAUUGGAAGGUCAUGCGCUCGUCGAAAAGAUUAUGGCUCAUGCGAAAACCGGAAUCUUAUGGUUCUUUGAUAAUUAUAACUCCAGUGUUCACUUCAUUUUCGAUGAUUUUGAGUUGAAUGUUGGUGACUAUGCGUAUGUGAAGCUGAUCCAGAAGAAAGAGGAAACGGCUCAUCUGCAAUUUCGAUGGAAAUGGAUAUCUGGAACAAAGAAACUUUCACCAUUCAAUUGUCGCAUCGAUCUGUUUCAGUUGUUUAUAGAGGAACAAGUGUCUUACAAAUCAAAGGACAUGUUAAACAGAAACACAUACACUUCCAAAAACUUUCCGAUAAUUUUCGAUGCUGAUGGAAUUAUCAAAAAUCCCAUUCCAGGAGCCAUAUAUUGUGUGGUUAUUCUUCGAAAGAAAAUUCAAGUGACGCAAACGGAAAGCCCGACUCACAAAUAUCAAUGGAUUAUUGAUUCUGCUCAGAGCAAUCCGUUUAUUAUAACGGAAUACUACAAUCCUCACAAUGCUUUCAACAGAUCGUUCAUAGCCUCAAAGCAAUUUUCGAGUUCAGCAGCUUUAUCAACUGACUCGAAAAAAGGAUCCUCCGGUUCUGAAAAAUCAUCGACGUCUCCUCCGCUGAAAAGUCUCACGCCACCUUCAGAUGAAUAAUUAUGAUGACUACUAACUUUUUCUUCUGUUUUGCAUGUUAUUUAAUCAUAUUGAGACAGAUCUCCCUACCUGAAAACGUGUUCUUUAUAACUUGCCGGGUGCCGAGUUUUUCACGGUUUCUGUCCAACUUGCGCAUUAAUCGCGCCCCGUAUUUGUUGUAUUUUAUAAAAGUUUCCCAGUUUCUUAUUAAA